Penicillium brasilianum is the source of this 1304-nucleotide messenger RNA. The record is from the annotation of a GenBank genome assembly. NCBI's taxonomy places the organism in Eukaryota, Fungi, Ascomycota, Eurotiomycetes, Eurotiales, Aspergillaceae.
CUGGAGCCAGGAAAUUCCUCAACGAGACAGCGCGGCCAAUGAAGAUUAUCACGACUGGUCUUAUGAUGAGCUAGUUUGUGAAAAGUGUGGGCAUCCGCCUCGGAGUUUGUCGAACUUGUUUUUCAUCCGAGAGAGCCGCGACGACUAUUAUAAACUUCGAGAGAAAUCACCGUCAGAGACACGAUAAUACGAGAACAGGUAUCACAGAAUUAUUAUACCCAAAAUGUCGGCUACUACCACCGUCACCGAGACCGUCCAGGCCAACCCCAACUUGCACGGCUCUGGCCCCAUGCGCCUGGAUGGUACCGACCAGCACUUUGGCGAUUUUCGCGAUCAGUUGGCUCGCGACGGCUUCGCCGUUGUCAAGGGCGCCAUUCCUCGCGAGAAGGCUCUGCAGUACGCCGAUGAGAUGUACAGCUGGCUCGAGAAUUUCAAGCUCGGAUUCGAUCGCAACGACCCUUCUACCGUGCACAAGGAUAAGCUGCCCGUGAUCAACGAGAAGGGCAUGUGUCUGAACUAUGGUCUCUCCCACGAGAGCUUUGUCUGGGGUGUUCGCAGUGAGCCCGGUGUUGUGGGCGCCUUCGAGAAGGUCUAUGAUGACGAGGAUCUGAUCGUCUCCUUCGACGCCGUCAACUUCCAGUUCCCCAACCGUACCGACCUUCCCCCCAACAAGCCCUGGCCGCACCAAGACCAGGACCCCGAGAAGCACGGCUUCCGCUGCAUGCAGGGUCUCGUGAACCUGCUCCCCAACGGCCCCGAGGACGGUGGCCUCAUCGUCUGCAAGGGCGGACACCUUGUCUCCGAAGAAUUCCACCAUGCUUUGGCCGAUGAAGAGCGCAUUCCCGCCUGGACCCCGGAGUGGUAUGGCUUCACUGACCGUGGCAUGAAGUGGUUGGAAGACCGCGGCUGCAAGUGGGAGAAGGUCUGCGCCGAGCCUGGCGAUCUCCUGCUCUGGGACUCGCGUACUCCCCACUACAACCUCAGCCCGAAGAAUAACCAGCCCCGCUUCGCCAUCUACACCUGUUUCAUGCCCGUCGCUGAUGCGUCGCAAGAGGACCUGGUGCGGAAGAAGGAUGCCUUCGAGCGCCGUGUGGGUACCACUCACUGGCCCAACGCGAGGCACACUGGCUCCAAUGUUGCCAAGCGGGAUGGCCAGGAGGACCCUCACAACCGUGACAGGCCGGUGAAUGACCCGAAGCUGAGCGAGCGGGCUUUCAAGUUGACUGGUAUCCCUUAUAUCAAGGCCAAGGCUUGAGAAUUCCAGCAGACUAUUGUUGGAGGUUAUGGAUAUGAACUGAGCAGGA